GGGCGCGGAGCGGCCGCGGCCCCGGCGGCGUCUCCUGGCGGUCGGCGGCGCGCAGGGGCGGGCGCGGCUCCGCCAGCAACAGGGCUCGGGGCGGGAGCGCCUGCGGCUCGGGCGCCAGCCAGGGCUUUAAAACGUCAGGCCAUUAAAGCCUCGUAUUCCAGAGCUGCGAGCUCCUCUUGGUGGGGUUUGUUGAUUUUUAUUUUUUUUUUUAAUCAUUAUUUUUUUUUUUCAAUAAGCGUUACCAAAAAUCGGCACAACAAGUGGAUGAUGCGGGCAGAUGCUGGCUGAGCCGCUGCCGUCUGGACGUGUCCGGGGGGGAGAAACUGCAAGAAGCGACACCCGUCCUGCCAGCAGUGGAAACGGGUUUAGUACACGGAUUACUUAACGUUGAUUUACAAAUCUCCUGCAAAAGGUGGGCUUGGAAAGACUAGUGACCGCGCUUUCCCAUUCAUUCUGUCUCACACACACACAAACAUACCGCCUUCAUUUUUUUUUGUUUUCCUUUUGGAACAAGACUCUUGCUUGUUGCCUUUUUGCAAAUGCCUGGGCAAGCAGCAGUGGCUGUGCCGAGUGCCCCCGGCUUGAGCUGCCUCGCUGCCUCACUCUUGGAGCUCUUGUUGCACCCGGGAAGAAGGGAGGAAAAUAACUCGUCAACCUGUGGUGCUGAGUGACCAUCCACACCUGCAAAUGUGGAUCAGCUGGCACAGCCCCCUCCUCAGGACUGCUGUCACCAGAUCCUUACACUAGCAAGAACAGCAUUGCUAUUUCUCUGCCUAGGAACAGUUAAGUGCUUCUUCUGCAUGACCAUAACCAAAGGGUGACCCAUCCACUCCCCUAUGUCCUAUGGGGACCUCAGAGCCAGUUUCUCAGUCUUCAUCUCCUCCUCCUCCUCCUCCUCUUACCACUGCUGCUGACGCCCUGGGUGCUGCUCCCAGGUUUGAGACAUUGUUGACAGGCUGAAGAAAGGAUUUGCAAAGACCUCCUCACUGUGUAAAUAAAGUGGUGGCUGGAAUUAACUUCAACUCCCCAAGUAACGAUAUUAAAGAAUAAUAAGUCUUAGGCCAAAGCAUUACCAGGAUCAAAUUAUAAGGGAAGAGACUAUUUGCAUUUGGUUGCAAUGAUGAACUAAAAACCAUCUGUGGAGAGCAGGUACCCUUUGAUUUGCAUAUUUUUUUCCUCAUGAAUGCAGUCUUUGUAGCCUGCAAGGUAGUCAUGAUGCUGAUCGGAUCUGUGAUAGCCACAGGAGAUAAAUGAAAAUAAAUGGGCUUGGUGGAUGAAAGAACGAGGCCUCAGCUGUUCCCUGGUUCAAUUUGAGAGUUUCAUCUUUUCUUGUUAGCAAAACAGUAACUGGUGUCAAAUGUUCUGGACAAUAAGAAAAUGCAGAUCUGUGGUUUUCCUAAACAUGGAUUAAGUGUCACAACUAUGUUGCCCUGCUCUGAGUCCAAGGGACUGUCCUCCAAAUGCAAAUGGCUUUGAACUUUCUAUAGUGAAAAUUACACUGUAAAUAAAACAAAACCUUUUUGCGUUAAGCAAUUAAAAAAAAGUUGCAAAAUGGAGGUUGCAAUGGUGAGCGCAGACAGCUCUGGGUGCAACAGCCACAUGCCCUAUGGUUACGCGGUCCAAGUUCGGGCUCGAGAGCGGGAGCGGCUGGCACAGUCGAGAGCCGCAGCAGCCGCGGCUGUAGCGGCAGCAACAGCAGCAGUGGAAGGUGGGGCAACAGGUGGAGGUGGACCAUAUCACCACUACCAUCAGGAGCAGAGUCGAGGUGUGUCCUCCUCUCAUGGCGGGAGCACGUCGCGCAGCAGCAUGCCCCACCGCCAGAGCGGUAAGCGGCGGAAGAAAGGGAAAAAGAGGAGCCACCACUUGGGAAGCAGGGAGUGCGGGGCCUCCUUCCCCUGUUCUGAGCUGCUGCCUCUCAGUGGUUCUGAAGAGAGAAUACUGAAGGACGUGAGUGAGGAGGAAGAGGAGGAUGAAGAGGAGGAUGAAGAUGAUGAGGAAGAAGGAAAGCUCUACUACAGUGAUGACUAUGGGGAGGAUGAGUUUUCGUACUCGGACCAGCCACCUGAUGAUGGUGGAGGCCCUGGGGGUUACAGCUCUGUUCGCUACAGUGAGUACGAGUGUUGUGAGCGUGUGGUAAUCAAUGUAUCAGGACUGCGGUUUGAGACGCAACUGAAGACAUUAGCUCAGUUCCCGGAGACGUUGUUGGGUGAUCCAGCAAAGCGAGGGAGAUACUUUGACCCUCUCAGGAACGAAUACUUCUUUGAUAGGAACCGGCCCAGCUUUGAUGCCAUCCUGUACUACUACCAGAGUGGUGGUCGGCUGAAGAGGCCAGUCAAUGUACCCUUUGACAUCUUCACUGAGGAGGUGAAAUUCUACCAACUUGGGGAGGAGGCCAUGCUCAAGUUUAGGGAGGAUGAAGGGUUUGUCAAAGAGGAAGAGGACAAAGCUUUGCCGGAGAAUGAAUUUAAGAGGCAAGUUUGGCUGCUGUUCGAGUACCCGGAGAGCUCCAGUCCAGCCAGAGGCAUUGCCAUUGUCUCUGUCUUGGUCAUCUUGAUCUCCAUCGUCAUCUUUUGUCUGGAGACUUUGCCAGAGUUCAGAGAUGACAAAGAAUUCAUCAUGCCCCUGAGCUUAGGGAAGGGGCUUUCCAAUGAGUCACUUCACCUGGACGCAGGGGAGCACACCAUCUUCAAUGACCCUUUUUUCAUUGUAGAGACAGUAUGCAUCAUUUGGUUCUCCUUUGAGUUUACAGUGCGCUGCUUUGCAUGUCCAAGCAAAGCACACUUCUUCAAGAACAUCAUGAACAUCAUAGACAUUGUCUCCAUCUUGCCUUACUUCAUUACUCUGGGCACUGACUUGGCGCAGGAGCAGGGCAGUAAUGGUCAACAGGCCAUGUCUUUUGCCAUCCUGAGGAUCAUCCGUCUCGUCAGGGUGUUUCGCAUCUUCAAGCUCUCCAGACACUCCAAGGGUUUGCAGAUUCUGGGUCACACGCUGAGGGCCAGCAUGAGGGAACUUGGCCUCCUCAUCUUUUUUCUUUUUAUUGGAGUCAUUUUGUUUUCCAGUGCUGUUUACUUCGCAGAAGCUGAUGAACCUGCCACCCAUUUUCAAAGCAUCCCAGAUGCCUUUUGGUGGGCUGUAGUGACCAUGACUACAGUUGGUUAUGGGGAUAUGAAACCCAUAACUGUGGGUGGAAAAAUAGUUGGGUCCCUGUGUGCCAUUGCGGGAGUGUUAACCAUUGCUUUACCAGUGCCAGUGAUUGUCUCCAAUUUUAACUAUUUCUACCACAGAGAGACUGAGAAUGAAGAACAAACGCAACUGAUGCAAAAUGCAGUCAGUUGCCCUUACCUCCCAACAAAUUUACUGAAGAAAUUUAGAAGCUCGUCAUCUUCGUCCACAGAGGAUAAAUCAGAAUAUUUGGAGAUGGAAGAAGGAGUUAAAGAAUCUCUUUGUGUAAAGGAGAAAAAAAGUCAGGACACAGGGAAUAGCAGUGAGUCAGAGAAGAAAAACUGUGUGAAUUCAAAUUCUGUGGAAACUGAUGUGUAAUUUCAAACGUUUCCAAAUAUAUUUAUGCAUUAAAGAGUGCAGUGAAAAGAAUGAAAUAUGCAAACAAGAGUCUACAGCAUACAGUAGUAUGCCAUUUAAUGGUCAAACACAAAUAAAAAGCAUUGCUAAACUUGUAUUACAUAUCAAGUAAGUGGUAUAACUUGAGGAAGGGAUUGCAAGAUCUGAUGUAAUUUCAGACCUUAUAUUUUUAUUAGAAUGCAAGUGUUUGCACAUGAGGCUGAAAAUUUGUUAAAACCAAGUCAGUUUUAAAGUGGGUGCAUGAACUGUCGACAUCACUAAUAACAACUCUGUGGUAAAAGUUGGCAUUCAGAGGUAUUUACUAUGUAAGAAGCAAUGAAGUUUGGUAGUCAUUUAUCUAUUUAUCAGUGCUUUAAUAGCAGCUACCAUAAAUCAUUGGAUACCAUAGUCAUUGUUUUUCAAAUGGUAAAUUUAUUGUAAAAAGAUAUUCUACAGAAGAUAGAUCUAAAUUUUUUUCUUGAACUCUAGAACGCUUGUUUUUAACUGGAAAUUUACUUUGAAAAGGCUGCUGAACCUCCAGAAAUUGUUUAUUUUUAUAACUCUCUUUGGAGGCAUUGCAGCAUUUGUUGUCUAAUAAUGAAAGAAAUGAAGUAAGAGAAUCAUUUAACCUGGUCUGACUGCAAAGGCAAAAUGACUGGAAAGCUUUUUUGCACUACUUUAUAUGCUGGAGAUAUAUUGAAAGAGACUUCAUACUGUGAAUGUUUACUAAUGUAAUAGUUCAAUGACAAUCAUUGGAAGAGAGAGUUCUGCAUCAUAUUUUAUUGUUUCUUUUUUCUUUGUGACGCUGAUGGCUAAACAGCUGACAUUACAUUAAUUCCAUACUCUUUUUAAUUAUGAAUAUCUGUGAUCUGGAAAAGGAUUGUGAAGUAAAAUUUUAUAAUCAAAAUUACUUGAAAUCAGUGUUUUCUACUGAUGCCCUCAAGAAAUACCAACCUAAUUUAUAUCUUUUUCCUGGUUGAUUUAACAUUCGGAGUCAAUGAUUAGUACAUGCACUUUGUCAGUGUUGAAGAAAUUCAAUGUAUGGGAGGAGAAUGUAGAAGUAAUAAGAUACUCAGUUGUUACAGUACGACAACUGAGAAUUGCUAACUUUUAACAUGCUAUUAUUGGUGCAGCGUUUUCCCUUAAUUACAGCUUUCACCCAUGUGUAUUUGAAGCAACAUUUAAGAUCCAAAAUAGGCAUUCUGGGAUUCAAAAAUGAACAUGUUGGGUCCUAUGUGGUCCUUGAGAAAACAUUCCGGCUUUCUUUUCACUGAUUCUUAGGCUAGCUGCAUUUUAUUGUGUGUCAAAAGCUUCCAUUGCCCUUCCUAGGAGGUUAAGGUAGGUGAAGAUUAUCUGGCCUACAGUACAUUCCAGACUCCAGAAUGAAAUAGGUAAUAUAUUGCUGCAUAUAACAUAAAUAAUAGAUUCAGAACAGGCAUUUUUUCAGACUUAAAAUUACCUAGGGAAGGCACAAUUAAACCAGAUCUGUUUUUGAAGCAGCACUGUGGAACAUUCCAGAUUAUAAAACUUGAACCAAAUUGGCAUACGCACUUUAAGGACUAGUCCAGGCCAUUAUGAGAGGAAAAGGGACCUACUGACACUACCGAGUUACAGUAGUCUUGCAAUAUUCAUUUAAAGCUGACCAGAGGGUUUUUGUGGGGCGAUGAGGAAUAGUUAGUGACUGACUUCUAGUUCUGGAGCUGAAAAUCAACGAUAAAAGCAUUGUUUGCUGUAUGCAGCAUCCAGUGGUACUGAACAGAGCUACAGACAUAGUUUUUUGUCUAAUGGUUGAUUUUUGCCUUCAUGGAUUUUCUGUGAAUCACCUCUUGGAAAAGUUUCUCUGCUUGUCGUCUUUUGCAUUGCAGAAGAACUAAUAAAACCCAACACACACACAAAAGACUGCGUUGUGCUGAGCCCUGGUUCAAAACUUGCCUUUAAAUGUCUGAUUCCUGAUUUAAAAUCAUAGAGCAGGCUUCAGUAUAUUUUUGAUGUGAAGCAUUAAACAAAGCUCCUUUUUAGUGUGGGGAUACUAAUUCCGACUGUUUUGAAUGAAACAACUCAGUAAUUUUCUACAUAGGCAUUUGCCAAAAUUGAGAAUUGCAUUUUGUUGUAGCUUACUUGAGUUAAAUGUACUAAAUACUUCUUUUCUGCAGGGGCAAUAUCAGCAGUAAGAAUGAACAUUCUGUAAAAAACGGCAAAAUUCCAUGACUGAAACUGUUCCUUUAACGGCUAGUAGUUAAUGAUGUAAAGACAAGGGUUCUCUUCUAAACUAGCUUGUUCUGUAUAAUACCAGGGACCACAGCAAGAAUGUAGAAGUAAAAGAAAUACUAACUAGGUAAAUGCAGAACUUAGAAAAUAAGUAGUACAUGUUUGCAGUAUUGACCUGUUGAAAGGUAAGGUGGAAUUUUAGAUCUUUAAUGCAAAUAAGGAAGAAAACUCUUUGAAUGACUCUUAGAAUAUGUUCACGCUGUGGUCAUGGAGCUCAGCAUGAGUUGACUGCCUAAGUGGUUACCCAGCUUCCCCAGCAAGUUGUUCAGCUAUUCUGCUACCAGUACACAACCUUUUAAUUUGAAACAAGCGUAGCGAUGUCCACAUUGUGCUGUGCUCAUAGCAGUACCUUACCCUCCGAAGGAAAAGGUCUUGCUGUAGGACGUCAUAGCAGUUGGCAAAGCAAUGUUCUGGGUGUGUCAGCACUACGUACUGCAGUACCGCAGGGAUGUAUCCUAAGAUGUACCUCCUGCAGUGAAUAAACGUGUAUUUUUGUCAUUAGAAAUAAGAACUAUUAUAGGUUAAUGCCAGAUUGUGCUAUCAGUUUGGCAGACCAUUCUCAGUUGAAGUGUGCCAGAGAAACCCUGUAUUUGAGCUGCUAUGGCUCCAAGUUACUACUGCUGCUUCUCUCAGAGCUUUCCCACUGUUACCGGGCACUGGCAACUCUCAGGAAAAUAAUUUUAUCAUCACUUGGGCAUUUUACAUCUUAAAUUAUAAUGGUGAAAUGCAUUCUUGGUGUAACUGACAUGAAUGGAGUUACACUAGGGAUCAUUUUAGUUCUGCUAAUGUAGUUCAGAUGCUUUCACAUUGACAUACAUUUCAGCUAAAAAUAAUGCAAAAUGAGAUAUUUUGAUAUUUCAGGUUCACUUGCAGUGGUGAAAAAAAUUGGAGGAGUUCCAUUAGAAUUCAUGGAAUCACAGCAGCAUCAAAUCAGAUUUCGAAUAUAGGCUGAUACUUAACUGUGUACUGGUAUUUAUUUAAAGAAAUUCCCAAGUGUUUUUAUAGUAAUUUUUAGUGCCAAGGCCAAACUCAUAAGGAGAGAGUUUUGGCAGCUGAAGUAUUGGAUUUAAUGCCUGACUUGGAAGUUCCAUAAUUUUUUUUUCUUUAUUAUAGUUGUGGAGUUUCCCGAUAUUACAUUGAUUCCUUAAAAAUUUCAGCCUGGAUGCUGAAACUUACAUAAAAAGAAGUGUUGUUUCAUGCUCUUAGGAUGUUCUUAGUGAAGUUUUUUAGUGUUCAGUUCAGCUUCCCUCGGAAUGAUUCAACAAGAGGCCAAUUUCAUUUGAUGGAAAGUAUAAUUUUUUUUGUUUAAAUUUGAGGGGAAAUUCUUCUGCUUCCAUGAUUUGUUGUUUAGAGCACGUUUCUGUGAUGAUAGUGUAAUGCAAAAUAGGUUUGGGAGAUCAAGGGAGUUAAAAAACCCACUGCCAUCAUGAUUACAUCUGAUUCAUGACAAGAGUGUUUGGGAAUACUUAAAGGCAUUAUGGACUUCUCAUGGUCAUUAAAAAAAGGGAUUUGAGUGUGUUUUCAGACAGUAAAACUAUUCAAAUAGCUUUGGAAUGUGGAAAUUAUUUUGCAUAAUACUGAUGUGCAGAGUUCGGGACGAGGCCAUAACCUUGAAUGAGGGAUCAGUAUUUUGUAACUCCUGACAUGGAAGGUUCCUGUCAAGUACAGUUUCAGGUGUUGAAAGUCAUUUGGCUAGGGAUGUGAAAAAUAGUGCUAAGCUAUCCAAGAAUAUGAAAUACUUCAUCUUCAUAUUUGGAUAAAUGUAGGAUAAAUGUACUAUGAAAAACCAGCAAAAUAUCAGAAAGUCUAUUCCAUGUGUGACUAGUUUGUGGAAAGUCUUUCUUGCACAGCACUGAAAAAUGAAACGUGUCUUUCUGGUGAUCCCGGACUCGUAAAACUAAUUCCGAGUGUGAAUUUUUAGCAUAAGCUUUACACUUUAUUGGUAGUCCUCAAAUUAAAUAUGAACUAUUAAUGGUGCUUUAGGCUAUCUCACUACCUUCCUCUGACAGUUUCUUACUGGUUCCUUAUUUCUUACUGUCAUUGUGUCCCAUUAUAAAUACAGGCCUAUUUUUUUUAAGUGAUGUGAGACAGUAACAAAUAAAAAUGAAGAUUUUUUUUGGUUUUUUGAGAAAAUAAAUCUAUAACAUCCAACAUAUAAGUAACAUAUUUUUCUUAUCAUUAAAUAAACUUAAAUGACAGUCUGUAUUAUCUGUAGACAUGGGAGAAAAUAUGCGUUUUCCUGUUGCUAUAGCUGAAUUAUCAAACUCUCCUGAUUUUGCAGUGAAUAAUAUCUAGUUUAUAGAUUUAUCAUAUUUGCGGCUCUGUUUGAAACAAAUGCAUGUAGAAAAAUUGGCAAUUAAAAAAAAAAACAACAUUCCUUCAUUUUAACAGAGAUCAUCUAAUGUGGAAAAACAAUUGACAAAUCAGUUUUGGGUUAAAGCGCAUAAAUGUUUUGUACCAGCAACCACGUACAAACAUAAAACUUUACGUAUUGCUACCAUGUUUUCCGGGUAUUCAGAACUCUGAUGAUGUUAAUUCUGAAGGAGAACUCAUUAAGGCAUUAUGUACUGCAAUCGUUAAAUUAGUUUUUAUUUUUAAUCCUUUUCUGUAAGAUUGUAAUGUACUUUGAGACCUUUUUCUGCAACAAGUCCUUUGGAAAAUAAAUACAUAAGUAUAUAAGAAGGAAAAAAGAUAAAGUACAUGUCAAAAUCUGGUAAAAUAUUCUAAUUGAGGGAAAGUAGGUAAGUAAAUUUUUUUCCUUCACUUGUGCAUUUGUGGUAUUACCAUUGAAAACAAACUGGGGGAAAAUUUGUUGACCAGAUGUGCAGUUGCAGGAGGGGUGGCUUCCAGGUGCCCUGUGAUCUCAGGGGCAGCAGCAGCUGCAUCUUGGGUCAGCGGCUGCUCCUGCUUCAUGCUGCUGGGAAGAUGCUCAUCACACUGGGCGGGAGAGGGUCCUGUGGAGUGUUUAGCUUGUCUGGUAAAUCCAUGCUCCUACCACAACUAUCCUUUCAGAGUGCAAAACAGUUUUUAAAGUUGAUCUGAUACCGUGGAAACGUUUUUGACAGGGAGGUCUCAAAGGCUCCAGUCUGCUUGUUCCUCAACUACAGAGGGACUUAGGUCCACACUCACAAAAUAUGCUUUUAGACACCCAAAUUCCAUUCAUUUCAUUAGGAAUUAGGUUGCAAAAUGACUCUGGCAUCUGGGACCAAGUGAUUUCCUCAGGAUCUAAAGGAAGACUCUGGUGGAGCAGGUUUUCCAAGUGUUACAGUUAUUCCCUAAAGAGUGUAGGAAGUGACAGCACAUAUUCAAGAUAGAUUUAGGUCUCUCUUUGUUUUUAAUCUCUUGUUCAAAUGUUCCUGGGGCAUUUUUGUUGAGAGGAGGGAGGGGGAUGGAUAGAUUCAGUGAGGUAUGUCAGAAGCAUCUUUAAUUUUAGCUAGAUACUUUUUUCUCUUCUUAGCAGUCAGAAUAAGCAAAGGGUUUUUUUUUAUUUAUUUAGACCUAACACUUCUUAUACAUGCCUUUUCAGUGGGAGAACAUACACUGACUUUGAAUUUAUCAUCUUGGACGUUAAUGAUAGCUUUCAAUUCAGAAAAUCCAAUGAAAUAUAUUCAGUACCGCUCCUGUAUUUUGAAUUUAAGUAUGCUGGCUUUGAGUCCAAUGCUCUUGCGCUGAAGUCAUGUAGAAUUUCUUGUGUCAAUAGCAGACAGUGCUUUACCUGCUGUUGCAGAACAUGACAACUGAGAAGACAAUUGCUUUUCCUUGUUGGUGUUUAUAUUGAUAGGAUUUGAUGCAGACUUAUGCCAUAGAGGAGGGAUGUUCCAGAGCACUUCACUGCAUGUUUAUCUUCAUUGCUAGGUGAGCAACUCUCCAUGAUAUUCUUUGGAGAGAUAUCCAACCAUGUAUAUGGGGAAAGAGCAUUCCCUUUUCUCUUUGGCCUUGAACAAUCGGAGGACAAGGCCUGCUUGGUACACUGGGGUACAGACUUGACCUCCGCUGUAGAUUCAACCAUGUUUCUCAUUUCUGUUCCAUAUAGAUCAGUGAAGGUUUGUUUUCGGUCAGAGCCCAUGAUAUCUGUCCUUGACGUGCUUCAUCCGCUAUAUGAAUGAACUUUAAUUUCUGCCUUUUGUUGUCUCCCUAUCAGUACAGCUUUGUAAUGAAUUCAGGGUGUCGUGCAGUGACAGUUUCUUGUUGAACAGUGGAGCCUGAAUACAGAAAACCGCAAAGGACCGUUGAUAUGAAAUAAAGGUACCUUUUGUUUUUCUGCCCAAGUACAGUAAGAUAUGUUUGUAUUGCAACAACUUGUACAUUCCACAGACUGUACAUUUCAGGGUAAAUAAGUCCUGUUUCAUUAACGGGCUUGUACUUUCAAGGUGUCCCCAAUUCACCCUGAAUUAAUUCAUUUAAGUCUCAAGCAUGAAGGAGGAUGAUCCCUCUUUGCAUUCAAAAUGGCAAGGCAUUGUUAUAAAGCAGAAAUCUCGCAUAUUUCUCAGGUUAAAGGAGGCUAAGGAAUAGUAGCUUUUCUGUUAAAGUCUUUCUUAAAUGUUUGCUGUAGAUAAACAUAUUAAGGAAAAUAGGGCUUCAUCACAGGGAAGAGGUAGAAAAGAUUUGUGGUUGCAUGUUUAAAGGCCAUCAUCAUAUUUUACUGUGUGCCAAAUGACAAGCUCAGAUAAACAUGAUUCUAGCAAGAAUCUCGUCCUACUACAGAGAGUAUAGUAGAGGUAUCGUAUAGCAAUUUCUACUUCAGGAUUUAGUUCUGUAUACGUUUAUUUCUGUUAAUUACUUAUAAGCACUGUUGCUAUUAGGACUUAAGGAUCACAAAAUUAAGACAAAGAUGCUAUAAGGAUUUCAGUAAAAGAGAGGAACAGUGAGAUUUAAUGCUUCUGAGUAUCUUCUAGAAAAAUAUUGCUAUUUUGGUGCCAUUUAAUUUGUGAACAUCUGCUCUAAUAAGUGGUGUGAUGAUUCAGCAGGUUAGGAGGCAGAAAUGUUUUCUCUGGCUAGUAAAAUAUUUUUUGUUACUCAUAACUUAAUGGAGGAUUAGCAUUUUUCCCAGCUUUGAAAUAUGCGGAAAAUGUGAAAAGACACUAGUAAGUAGAAAUGUUUCUAUUUUGUUGCUCUUUGACCUAUAUUACAAGAAAAUAUUUCCAGAGUUGAUUGGUAGUACUGGACAACUCAAUGCUUAAAUGAAAUGGAGUGUAAAGAGAGUCAGACCACUGUUUUUGAGAAUUUCUACCCUGAUGGCUUGACUGAUUUUGUUUCUUUGGUAGGAAAGAAAAAGUUAUAUUUCAGCCUUUUUGAUUUCUGUGUUUUUUUGUAGCUUUGCACUAUACCUAACAGAGGUAGCCAGAGAAUCCACAAUGUUUUCAAGCAUCAUCUUGGUUGUACUAGCACAUGAAACAAUAUGCGUGGUUUGAAAGCUUUGCUUAAUAGUCGGGCAUCUUAGAUUGUCUGAAGAAAUACUCCUAAUCCUUUCGACCUCGGUUCUAUGCCUGAAAAGCUUCUCUUGAUUUUGGGCUAACACUGAAAACGCACGUGAAUGACAAUUUGAGGUGGUAAAAGAAGGGUUAGGGAGCAGCAAGGGCUGGCGCCUUCCUUGGGGCUGGGGAGCCAGGACCUGGGGACGAUUGCACCACCAUCGGGGCUGGGACCUCACCAGCUGGGGUCUGUCCCACCCAACAGGGCACAGCCAGUGGGGGCACUCAAGGGCAGCCCAGGCUCAGUCCUGCAGCACAGGCCAAGUUUAAAUGGGACUCCUGGCCACACAGGCAGGAGGUGUGGGUGGGGGGCACCAGGUGAGGCUAUUGAGGGCUCUUAAGGCCUAUUAGAGCAUUCUGGGCCCUGACAAAAACUUUGCAUUUCCUGGUAACCUUAUUUAUUAGGUCUAGGUCUGCUCCGGUAAGAUGCAGUUGUGGCUCAAGGUUUGUAUUGUUCAAUCAAAACUUGAAACUGUUUUUCAGGGCUUUAAACACUGGGAAAUUGUUGAGCUUUCUGCUGCUCUUUAUUAACCUGAUCUAGUUGAAGAUGUCCCUGUUCGCUGCAGGGGGGUUGAACUAGAUGGCCUUUAGAGGUCCCUUCCAACCCAAACUAUUCUGUGAUUUUUGGCUUGUAAGCGUCCCUAGGUCUUAUUUCUUCAGCAUUAUAUUGCAAGCUUUGCUGACACCAAUGCUGUGCUGCUGCUUGAAUUUUAUAGGCAGCUUACUUGUGCUGAUAGGCCAGAAAGUCUUCAAAGGCAAAGCUGGUUUUCAGCUGUUGAAUGGAUGUGUCCUGAAGAUGCUCUCAUUUAUUACUGGGAAGCUGGGAAAGAAUUAAUGAUGAUCUAAUUUGGAUUGACAUCUAGAAAGCUGUUAAAGAGUCAUGUGUAGCACUUUUAAAUCUUUUGACCGAGAUUAUUAGAUUUUUGCUGUGCUUUUGGUAGCUGGUGUCACUGUUGGAACUGUAGCAGAUGUUGGUAUUAGGCAAACAUGCUCAGCCAUUUGAACUAUCUAGAAAUUUUUGUCUUGUGUGUAUUAUAAGGUAUCUCUGGUACAGUCAUUUUGUGAUAAUGGUUGAAAUACUUGAGAAGAUGUCUAAAAAUGAGCAUUUUUUACCCUAAAUCCAGUUUUUCUUAGUGUUUUAUAAAUAGGAGAAAAAAAUAAUUCUGUAGCCUGAUAUAUUAAUGAAAAACAUGCUGGGGUUGUGUUCUUUACUUACUCUGUUUGCCAAGGGUGGGAGGUCACCCAUGUGGCUUGUACAUAAGUUGUCAAUGUAGAAUAUGACUGGUUAAAAAGGAGUCAUAUGACCCGGAAUGUCAUAUUUUCAAAGAAAGUCAGAGUGGUUUUGCCAAUACUUACGCACACAGAUGAGAAACCACACGUAUUUGAGAGGCAGAGUGUUCUGACAGAAGAGUUUUCAUGAGACUAUCCCCACGUGCAGACAUAAAAGUGCUGGAGAAUUCCAAAGUCCCUCUCAGACCAAACACCAAGGGUUAUGUUCUGAGGAUCACAAAGCAAAACUCCACGUCUUUCUCACAGAGCCUUCAGCCACCCUCAUCACCUCCCUAGCCCACCGGCAGUCCCAGGGAGGAGCAAUUAUAAGCUAUGGAAAUAUGAAAGGGAAGGAGAAUAUCCAUUCCAAACCAUGUAGAUUAAAAGCCUUAAUCAAAAGGCAGCAAUGUAUUGCAAUGCCUGCCUUCAUCUUCCUCUUCUUCUUGGGAAGGGACUUCUUGAAUCAUGGCCAUCUGCAACCUCUCGGCUUUCCCUGAACACCCAGUGUUUGGUACAGUGCUGUGAACGUUCUCUGGAUCCUUUUUCUGUGAUGAGCAUGUCAUUUAUGUAGCUGUUUGGGGUAAAUGAGUCCAAACAGAUUCAGGAACUAAGUCCAGAAUGACAGAAAACUUUGCAAAUUCUACAUACUAUGAGCAAAGUUAAGGGUUUUUUGUUACUGUUUUUCAGGAGCUGCUGUUAAGAAUGUUAUGUCAAUUAUAAAAGUUUACAGCUGCCCCCAAAGGUAGAUUCAUUAUUAUAUCCUUUCCAGCUUUUGACUUGUUAUAUCUUGAACCUUCCUAUUUCUAAUGCCUGGUAUUUUACAUUAUAAAGGAUUAAAAGCUUUUUCCCACUUGGAAUUCAUUUUUAUAAAUAGGCAGUUUACGUUGCAUAGCUGCAUGUUGGGCCAUAGUGGUUUGAAUAAUAUGUCAGUGGUACCCAGUCCGUAGAAGAAGAAAGGGCUGCAGUAAAGUCCUACUUUAGUGAACUGGAAGAGCUGCCUGGUGAUGCCAGGUGAUCCUUGCUGCUCCAGCAGAAGCAGCUGCUCAGCUCAAACAGAAAAACGAGCUGUUGCGUUGCUCCAGGCCUGUGUGCUGUCUGCUCACACACUGUGCAAUGCUGAGGAUAGAUUCCUUGAGCUGAUACAGCUAGUAACAGACACUUGUUUUUCACAUUGAUAAUGAGCUUCAGACACUUGAGAGAAGUGCGUUUAAACCCCAGUAUUAAUGACUUUGCUUCUGCAAUAACCCAUGGUGUUUCACAUUGUGAAAAAGCUUUGCUUUGUUCUUUGUGAAAGUGCAGGCACCUCUCUCUUUUCCUGCGAGAUCUACAGAUCGGAGUCUUGCCUGAAAUCAGUUAAGGUGGCUCAUGUUUCUGUUUUACUACAUAUUAUUACGCAAAUAAAUACUUAUGAUAGAAACGCGUUCAAAAUUGUAUUGUUCCCACCCCAUACAGGCAAGCAGGCUCUCCAUGCUAAACAUUACCCCAAAACUGAAACAAAAACCACAACUAAAAAAAAAAACCCUAAAAAAUUGUUUAACUAUAUAGAUUAUCUUGUAAAUAUAUAUACAUAUGUAUACAUUCGUAUGUAGAAGUAGGCAUCAAGCAGGACAUUAAAUUCUGCAGGAUUAAGACCCUGUUUAUGAAGAUACAAAAAUCUGCAGCAUUUUGCAGAACCAGAUCCUGAAAAAUCAGAACCAGGGAUGUGUAGGAAACUGAGCUUAGGAGCUUGGCUUCAUCUCUGUUUAUAGCACUGGCUGUAUAGAAGUAGCCUUUGUUUUUGGGAGAGGGAGUAGGUCAGCAACGCAGAAGACAGAAGUGGGAUUGUGAGUAUGUUAACGUGGCAGAGCUCAUACAGAACAUGCUCAGGUACUGGAGCCAGUUCUGAACUAAUUUGCUCAGGAGCUGGGGCAGCCUGGCUCGGCAUACAAGGGAGGGAUGUUUGUGUGGAUCACUAUGAAAUGUAUCUCUACUAUUUCCUCUCCUAAGAUAACGCAAAUCCCUUUGAAUGCCAAUACAUUGUGCUAGAGAGAUAUUUUUUCUACACUUGUUCAUCAGCUUUUGUAAAUUAACAUAACAUUUGUGGAUUUGUGGCAUACUUUUCUUGAAGCUUUUUCAUUUAUUUUCUUAAAGGGGUGGAAUUAAAAUGAAAAAGAACAGCUAUGUGGAAGAGUGGGUCUUUAGGGUAGUUUGAUGUUGUAGGUAUUUUUGUUGUGGAUGGUGGUUUUUUGUGAUUUUUUUUCUUAUUUUAUUUGUUUGUUUGUUUUGUGAACCAAAACGUGAAAGGACAUUUGUUUGCUUCACGUUUUUCUUAAUAUAAGAUAAGCAAAGAACAGAGGCAUUUUUUAGAGUCCAAUACAACAUUCCCCCAUCCAUUAGAUUAAUAUUAAUUUUUGUUUGGAUUCACUUUUUGUUUUCUUAAUGUUGAGGCUGUUGCAGACAACAAGGUUGGGUACUCUAAUUCUAAUAUAAUGAAACUGAGAAUAGAGGAGAAGGACUUGUAACUUUUAUUACUGCGUGCUUUACAGACAUUACUCUUAGGCAUAAUGUGUACAGUACAUUGAACAACCAGGUUUAUUAGGAAUAUGUGUGUAUAAGAUGCCUCUAAGCAAUGAAAGCUUUGGGCUGUUCGGUCAGAUCUUUAAAUGAUCAAUUGAUUUACUUAAUAGCAAGCACUGGCAUUCGUUUGAUAUUAACUGAGUUUUGUAUUUUCUGUAGACAAAAGGAGCUGAAGGAAACAGAAUUUUACAACUCUUAGGAAACAGUGUUUAAUUGCAUACCUACUUAUUUUCUGUUCUGGAGAAAUGAUAUAGUUGUUAUUUUAGGAUGACUGGAUUUUAUUGACGUGAGGCUACUUGUCAGAAAAAGGACACAACUAUCCUGUUCCACUGACAAUUUUUGUUUUCUCAAAAUAUUUCUGUAUUUUUCAUAUCAAACGUGAUGUUUUUUCCCCACCAGAUGUCACACAAACAAGCCAUAAUUAUGCAGGCACGUAUGCAGUGUACUGGAGUGCAGGGAACCUGCUUAAUGACAACUAUUGACAAACGCUUGCUGAAUGCUGUACUUGUAUGUAUACAGCAUUUACUGUUCCAAACCACCCACAGUUAUUUCUGUUUAGAGAUUUAUAUACUCGGUAAUAUUUUAUAUUUUCAGCAUAUACGAAGGAGGUAUUGUAUUAAUUGGAGAAAAUACUGACUUUUAAUGCUGUAAUUAAAUUUACCACAGAGUUUCUCA
Molecule: messenger RNA, 15797 nt
Organism: Columba livia (rock pigeon)
Lineage: Eukaryota; Metazoa; Chordata; Aves; Columbiformes; Columbidae
Gene: KCNA4
Product: potassium voltage-gated channel subfamily A member 4
Exons: 2
Coding region: 1552-3540 (662 amino acids)
Biological process (GO): potassium ion transmembrane transport; protein homooligomerization
Cellular component (GO): membrane; axon; voltage-gated potassium channel complex
Molecular function (GO): delayed rectifier potassium channel activity; potassium ion binding; protein binding
Source: RefSeq, a predicted model, not a curated record